AAUGCUAAUAUGAAAAUUAAAAAAACCUUAGAAUCAUUACAAAAUGAGAACCCAGAUAUUGACUUUGAUGAACGAAGAUACCAAGAUGUUUCAAAUUGUAUUAUAAUAAUGAAAGAUAAGGAGACAUCAAAUGAUUUUGAACCAGUAUCACUACAGAAAGGUAACUCAUUGUCUGAUUUUGAAGAAGCUGAAAACCAUGUACGUAAAUUUGCUGAAUUUAAAGGAUAUUUCAAUCGUAUUAUAAUAAUAGAAGAUGAGAAGACAUCAAAUGAUUUUGAACCAGUAUCACUACAGAAAGGACAUAUAAUGGCUAUUAAUAAUGCAGAAGAUGAAAGGAUCAUUUGCAAAUAUACAAUUAACUAUAAGCAUUCAGGUGUAUAUAAGCCAAAAAAUCCUGAAAAACUGGACACCUCCAUUCAACAAAUAUAA
This is a messenger RNA of Racocetra persica, 429 nucleotides long. The record is from the annotation of a GenBank genome assembly. Lineage: Eukaryota; Fungi; Glomeromycota; Glomeromycetes; Diversisporales; Gigasporaceae.